AUGGCCGACAUGAGCGACCCAUCCUUCAUACUCCCUCCUACCUCGACGGGCUACCUCCCUUACAGGGGGUACAAAACCUGGUAUGCGAUCUGGGGCACCCUGCCCCCUCCGUCGGCCUACCCGCUUCCUCCCUCCCAACCCCGCCCGCUGCUCGUAGUCCCCGGAGGACCCGGCGCGGGGCACAACUAUCUUUUGCCCCUGUCCGACCUGUCUAAGACACACAACAUCCCGGUGAUAACGUACGACUCUAUCGGAUGUGGGAACUCCACGAUCUUGAGGAACAAGGAUGUCGGGGUGGGGUUCUGGACGCUUGACCUGUACGUCGAGGAGCUCCAGGCGCUGCUGGACCACCUAGGUGUGAAAGAGUGGGACGUGCUGGGGAAUUCCUUCGGUGGUAUGCUGGUCGCUGAGCACGCACUCUCCCACCCUGCAGGGCUGAAGCACAUGGUCGUCGCCUGCUCCCUCGCUACCACAACGGACUGGGGCGUCGCCUCCCAGCUAUGGCGUGACAAGUUACCGGACAACGGUGGUGCGAUUAUGAGGAAACAUGAGUUGGAGGGGACAACGGGGAGCGAGGAGUCUAAGCAUUGGACGGAGGAGUUUAACGCUAGGCAUGAGUGCAGAGUCGUGCCUAUGCCGGAGUAUGUGAGGAGGACGUUUGAGAUUCUGGACGAGAAUCCCGACGCGGGGGAGGUGAUGAUCGGUCCCUCAAACGUCGACAUAACCGGAACGCUCAGCACCUACACCCUCAUCCCCCGCCUGCCGCUCAUCAGCACCCCAACCCUUGUCUACUGGGGGAAGUACGACGUCGGCCAAGAGAUCUGCACCAAGCCAUUUGCAGAGCUCAUACCCGGUGCAGUGGCAUUCAAGUUCCUGCAGGGGAGUCAUAUGCCUCAUGUGGAGCAGCGCGGGGUGCACAUGCGCUUGGUGGGGGAUUGGCUGGUUGGUAAGGGGCUGGCGGGGAGUGAGGAAGGGGUGUUGGAGAGACUGAAGUAG
Molecule: messenger RNA, 996 nt
Organism: Dacryopinax primogenitus
Lineage: Eukaryota; Fungi; Basidiomycota; Dacrymycetes; Dacrymycetales; Dacrymycetaceae
Product: proline-specific peptidase
Exons: 2
Coding region: 1-996 (331 amino acids)
Biological process (GO): proteolysis
Molecular function (GO): peptidase activity
Source: RefSeq, a predicted model, not a curated record